UUUGGUUACAUAACGUUUCUCUUAAUUAAUGUUAGAUGAUGUACGAUUCUCAAAUUUCUUACAUAUAAAUCAAUAUCACGAGUCUUAGUUGAAACACACCUUGAAGAAUCAUGAUAAAGGAAUUCAACACCCAAACAACACUGAAUGUAGGGUUAGAGGCCCUCUGGGCUGCUCAGUCCAAGGAUAUCACCUUAGUUGUUCCAAAGGUUCUACCAAAUAUUGUGAAAGAUGUGCAAGUAAUUGAAGGGGAUGGAGGGGUUGGUACCAAACUCAUCUUUAAUUUUUUGCCUGGUAUAGCCCCAGUAAAUUAUCAAAGGGAGGUGAUCACUGAGUAUGAUGAGUUAUCUCAUACAAUUGGGCUCCAAGUGGUUGAAGGAGGCUAUCUGAAUCAAGGCUUGUCAUACUACAAGACAACUUUCCAAUUCUCAGCAAUAUCAGAGAAUAAAACUUUGGUGAAUGUGAAGAUCUCUUAUGAUCAUGAAUCUGAGCUUAUAGAAGAAAAAGUCAAACCUACCAAGACAUCAGAGUCCACUCUAUUUUAUCUUGGGCAACUAGAAAAAUUUCUGUUAAAUGGUGCUUGAUGAAUUAAUAUUUGACAUAUGUACCAUUUUUGUUUUGUUGAAGAUUGCUUUACUAUUUAAACAUAGAAAUAAGGACCAAGAGCAACACCUAUUAGUAAUUGAUAUGAGAAUCCAUUUGACCUUGACUUGAUCUUCA
Messenger RNA from Medicago truncatula (barrel medic), 717 nucleotides. The record is from RefSeq and is a predicted model, not a curated record. Lineage: Eukaryota; Viridiplantae; Streptophyta; Magnoliopsida; Fabales; Fabaceae.